GUGACCACAGUGUGGUUGCAGUAGAGCUGAGCCUGCUGCACCAAUUUCUGCUUGAAGACAACACACACUUUAACCACAAUGCCGCAGAACGAGCAUAUUGAGCUUCACCAGAAGCGUCAUGGUCGGCGCCUGGAUUACGAGACCCAUAUGCGGAAAAAGGCUGCAAGAGCCCACAGAGACCUUUCAUGGAAGGCGCAGAAGUUACAUGGAAUAAAGGGCAAACUCUUUGGAAAAGAACGACGGAAGGAGAAGAUUCAAAUGAAGAAGACCCUGAAAGCCCAUGAGGAGAAACUCAACAAAAAGAGGAACAAGGAGGAAGUGCCAGAAGGUGCCAUUCCAUCCUAUCUUUUGGACCGUGAGGGUGAAUCAAGAGCCAAAGUGUUGUCUAAUAUGAUCAAACAGAAGAGGAAGGAGAAGGCUGGUAAAUGGGAUGUUCCACUUCCAAAAGUUAGGGCACAGUCUGAAGCAGAAGUGUUCAAAGUUAUCAAGACUGGUAAGAGAAGAAAGAAAGCUUGGCAGCGUAUGGUGACUAAAAUUACUUACGUGGGUGAUAAUUUCACAAGAAAGCCUCCCAAGUUUGAAAGGUUCAUUAGACCAAUGGCACUCAGGUUCAAGAAGGCUCAUGUUACACAUCCAGAACUGAAAGCAACAUUUUGCUUGCCCAUAAUUGGAGUGAAAAAGAACCCAAGUUCAACCAUGUACACAUCACUGGGAGUGAUUACAAAGGGUACUGUAAUAGAAGUGAACAUUAGUGAACUGGGUCUUGUAACCCAGAGUGGUAAAGUUGUUUGGGGCAAGUAUGCCCAAGUUACAAAUAAUCCAGAAAAUGAUGGUUGCAUUAAUGCAAUUCUGUUGGUGUAAGAAAGUUAAUUUCAGACGAUUUCUGAACCUGGAUUCCAAAGCCUACUUGAAAGAAUAUAUGUGCUGUUGUAUUCUACUGCCACCAUGCAGAUCUUCGUUAAAACAUUAACGGGGAAGACCAUCACCCUUGAGGUCGAGCCUUCAGAUACUAUCGAAAAUGUGAAGGCAAAGAUCCAGGAUAAGGAGGGAAUUCCCCCAGACCAACAGCGUCUUAUCUUUGCUGGCAAGCAACUAGAAGAUGGUCGUACUCUGUCUGACUACAACAUCCAGAAAGAAUCGACUCUUCACUUGGUACUGCGCCUUCGUGGUGGUGCCAAGAAGCGCAAGAAGAAGAAUUACACUACCCCCAAGAAGAUUAAGCACAAGCAUAAGAAGGUUAAGCUUGCUGUGCUGAAGUACUAUAAGGUGGAUGAUAAUGGCAAGAUCACCCGCCAGCGCCGUGAGUGUCCCAGUGAUGAGUGUGGUGCUGGUGUAUUCAUGGCCAACAUGUUUGAUCGUCAGUACUGUGGAAGAUGCCACUUGACUUUUGUCUUUAAUAAGCCAGAAUAAAGUUGAUGGUAGUUA
Molecule: messenger RNA, 1425 nt
Organism: Penaeus monodon (black tiger shrimp)
Lineage: Eukaryota; Metazoa; Arthropoda; Malacostraca; Decapoda; Penaeidae
Gene: Ip259
Product: ribosome biogenesis protein NSA2 homolog
Exons: 5
Biological process (GO): maturation of 5.8S rRNA; translation; maturation of LSU-rRNA
Cellular component (GO): preribosome, large subunit precursor; ribosome; nucleolus
Molecular function (GO): protein binding; structural constituent of ribosome
Source: RefSeq, a predicted model, not a curated record